Molecule: messenger RNA, 708 nt
Organism: Marmota monax (woodchuck)
Lineage: Eukaryota; Metazoa; Chordata; Mammalia; Rodentia; Sciuridae
Product: chymotrypsin-C-like
Exons: 7
Coding region: 1-708 (235 amino acids)
Biological process (GO): proteolysis
Molecular function (GO): serine-type endopeptidase activity
Source: RefSeq, a predicted model, not a curated record
AUGACCGGAAAAAUCAGCUCAGCCAACCUGGGGUCACAGUUGAAACUCAGCCUCCAGAGCCCCAAGUCCCCUCGUCUGACCCCUGGCGGACAGGGACCACUGGACACCUUGACCUGGUUCCCCUCCCUGCCCAGCAACACCCUGAACUACCGCGUGGCCGUGGGGAAGCACAACCUGACAGUGGAUGAGGAGGGCUCCGUGAUCGUGGGCGAGGACACCAUCUAUGUCCACGAGAAGUGGAACUCCUUCCUGGUGCGCAAUGACAUUGUCCUCAUCAAGCUCGCAGAGCCUGUGGAGCUGAGUGACACCAUCCAGGUGGCCUGCCUGCCAGAGAAGGACUCCGUGCUGCCUCAGGACUACCCCUGCCUUGUCACUGGCUGGGGUCGCCUCUGGACCAAUGGCCCCAUCGCUGAUGAGCUACAGCAGGGCCUGCAGCCCGUGGUGAGCUAUGCCACGUGCUCCAGAUGGGACUGGUGGAGCUACAUGGUGACGAUAUCCAUGGUGUGCGCUGGGGGUGACGGCGUCAUCUCCUCCUGCAACGCCAACAGUGGGGGCCCGCUGAACUGCCAGGGGGAGAACGGUGCCUGGGAGGUGCAUGGCAUCGUCAGCUUCUGCUACCGAGAGGGCUGCAACACCCAUAAGAAGUCCACGGUCUACACCCGCGUGUCCGCCAACACGGACUGGGUCAACCAGAAAAUGCAGCUGUGA